Kwoniella shivajii is the source of this 1161-nucleotide messenger RNA. RefSeq lists its product as uncharacterized. The coding region runs from base 1 to 1161 and encodes 386 amino acids. Gene Ontology annotation, biological process: mitochondrial outer membrane translocase complex assembly; protein insertion into mitochondrial outer membrane. NCBI's taxonomy places the organism in Eukaryota, Fungi, Basidiomycota, Tremellomycetes, Tremellales, Cryptococcaceae. The transcript has 3 exons. Gene Ontology annotation, cellular component: mitochondrial outer membrane. The record is from RefSeq and is a predicted model, not a curated record.
AUGUCAGAUACUAGACAACAAGCUGAACAAGAAUUAGAAACUGUUGAAAUGAGUGGUAAUUUGGAAGAUAGCUUAGGGUCCGCUCUCGGAUCAUCAUUCACACUCCCUCCUCCACCAGCUCCUGCCACCAAAGGCGUCGAGUCAGCUCACGAACCAGAUGCCAUCCCAGCAGAGACAGUAGCAGCUACUUCUGAGCCUGUGGAAGGCAUGGAUGAAUGGAAAGAUACCCUGGACAGCUACACCAAAGAAUGGCAAGCCGAGUCUUCCGUUGCACGAGAAAAAGCUUUGGCUACAAGAACUAGAAUCGAAAAAGAAAACGCUGACGCAGAGAAAAAAAUGAAAGAGGAAUUAGCAAAAGAGAAAAAAUCAAAACUCGAUCAAGAAAAGAAAAAACGUGAUCAACAAAGAUUAAAAGCUGAAUUAGAACAAGAAGAAGAAGAAAAUCAAAAUCAAAAUCAAAAUCAAAAGAAUAAAAGUAAAUCAAGUAAAAACGUUAAAGAUGCAUGGGAAUUAGUCGAUGAUAAAAAACAAGGUACUACUGCCGAAACUGAUGGAAGAGCUUCAACUGGACAAGAAGGUGGGAAACAUCAAUCUGUUGCACCUGGAUUAUACAAUCCAACCACAUCAACUGAUCCAAUCCCACCAGUAUUCCAAGACUCCAAACUUGUAUCAAAAUCAUCUGCACCAACAGACUCAGCUACCUUAUCUAGACAUUCAGCUACUUCCGGAGCAUGGGAAGAUCUAUCCAGACCAUCCGGAUCUCAUUCAGGAUCGGGAUCAGGUUCGUCAGGUGAAGAAAUCUCAAGACCACAAUCUAAUUCAGAAGAAUCAGAUAUUGUCAACGUCCCUUCACCCAACCAACCCAAAGAUAGCAACAACAACAGUUCAGAUAACUCUCAACCACCUGCACAACCACCUUCACUCACCUUGAGUCUCUUCAAUCCAUCCCAACUCACUUUCAGAAGAGUCUUAGCUGUAGUUGGAAUAAACUUGGUUUUACCUUUUGUCAAUGGUGUUUUCCUAGGUUUCGGUGAGAUUUUCGCCAGGGAAGUUAUCAGAGUAGGUAGAUUAGUUUGGAGAGGUGAAAGAACCAUCUGGAGUUUCGGUAGAGGUGCUGCGAGUCGAGGUACAGGCGGUGUUGGUUUGAGCGGAGGAUUCUAA